Molecule: messenger RNA, 900 nt
Organism: Cordyceps fumosorosea ARSEF 2679
Lineage: Eukaryota; Fungi; Ascomycota; Sordariomycetes; Hypocreales; Cordycipitaceae
Product: rRNA-processing protein UTP23
Exons: 3
Coding region: 1-900 (299 amino acids)
Cellular component (GO): small-subunit processome; nucleolus
Molecular function (GO): small ribosomal subunit rRNA binding
Source: RefSeq, a predicted model, not a curated record
AUGAGAGGAAAGCGCUCAAAACAGUAUCGCAAGCUCAUGGAGCAAUACUGCAUGACAUUUGGUUUUCGCGAAGCCUACCAAGUUCUGGUGGACGCUGAAAUGGUGCAAGAUGCGUGCAGAUUCAAGAUGGACCUGUCGGCAGGAUUGGAGCGCACAGUGCACGGCAAAGUCAAGCCCAUGAUUACGCAGUGCGAGAUUCGGAAGCUGUACGAGAAGAAGAGCGAGCCCGGCAUCCGGGACGCCAUCGAGCUCGCCAAGAACUACGAGCGCCGCCGCUGCGGGCACCACCCGGACGAGUACCCGAAGCCGCUGUCGACGCUCGAGUGCCUGUCGUCGGUCGUGGACCCCAAGCAGACGGGGCAGAACAAGCACCGGUACGUGGUGGCCAGCCAGAGCCAGGAGGUGCGGCGGGCGCUUCGCGGCGUGCGCGCGGUGCCGCUCAUCUACAUCAAGCGCAGCGUCAUGAUCCUGGAGCCCAUGGCCGACGACAGCGCCGACGUGCGCAUGCGCGAGGAGAAGGCCAAGUUCCGCGCGGAGCUGAAGAAGAGGACACCGAAGCGCAAGCGAGACGAGGACGAGGACGAGGACGAGGAUGGGGGGGAGGAGGGUGGCGCAACGGUGGAGAGUGCGGCGGAGAAGAAGAAGAAAAAGUACGGCGCGGGCAAGGAACCGAACCCGCUGUCGGUGAAGAAGGCGAAGAAGAACCCGCAGCAGAUUGAGGAGGAGAGGAGGAGGAAGCAGAAGCUGGAGGCCAAGGAGGCGGCGGAAAAGCCCAAGAGGAAGCGCAGGCGGAGGGCCAAGGGCGACGGUGACGGCGAGGGGGCUACGGGGGAGAGCGGCGCCGGCGAAGCGGGCAAUGCGGGCGGCGAGGGUGAGGGAGAUGACGGUGACAAUGAGUAG